GGUCCACAUCGCAGUAAGUAUGUUUAUCCUCACCUCCAGACAGAAAUUGGCUCCCCUGUACCGUCGAGUUUUGUUCAGACAUGCACGACUCCCGCGUUGGUGAUUUGAUUUUUACCUGUAUCAAUUUCUAGAACUGCACGAAAGUCAAAAUGUCCGCGUCGCUUCAACAUCCUUCGUCUACUUCUUUGCACGUCGGCGCAAUGAAUAGCGCAUCUUCCACCAGUACUACGACAGCCCGCUGCCCGGUCUGCGAAUACGCCAACCGCGCAACGACGAUGUGCUGCGAGUGUGCGCAGAAAGAAAUUGAACUGCACGUGUUGGAAAAGCUGAAGGAAGAGAAAUUUUUGUACGAACAGGAAAAAAAACAAUUCAAGAAAAGACUCCAGGACUCGAUGAGAAGAACGGAAUCAGGGAUAUUCGCAGCAAAUAGACGUCGAGACCCGGCUACGGACAACGCACCGGCCUCGAGAAACUUGUCAACGUCGACAGCCUCGCUGUACCGCUCUAUUGAGGACUUGAAAAAAGAAAUCGCGAAAUUCACCACGACCUCAGAAAGGUUCCAGGAUUCCGUGUCACAGUUUUACUUCAAAAGCCUCAAUUUACGCACGGGGUCACAAGUCUACUUUUUGACGCGGGUUCCAGCGCAAAAACCAAAGGGCAAAGCGGGGCGGCAAGUAGGUCGUGGCAGUUGCUUCGGUUUCAAAAAUCACAAACAGAAAAACUAGGGCGCGAAACAUGGCGAAAAAGCGGCAUCACGUGGAGAAGUAAAAUGCUGGAUAAAGCCGCUCGUGGUGAGGGAACAGAAAAGCACUUUUCCGGUUGUAUCUAGGGGGCCAAAAAUUCCUGCAUGCGUGUCCACCACGCGGGCGGCCCCUGGGUGCGUCGCUGUGGUUGUCAAUCCGCGCGAGGGGUGAAAAGG
This is a messenger RNA of Amoebophrya sp. A120, 919 nucleotides long. NCBI's taxonomy places the organism in Eukaryota, Dinophyceae, Syndiniales, Amoebophryaceae. The record is from the annotation of a GenBank genome assembly.